AUGAAUUUUACCGGAUUCUUAAAUGAUAAUAAUGAAAGUAUCUUUAAGAAUUCUUAUGUAGACAAAACAGGACGUAAAACAUGGUGGUACGCAACACAUUUCCAGACAAUUGGAGCUCGACAAAUAUUUCCAUGUUGGGACGAACCGAAAUUCAAAGCAACUUUUCAUAUUUCAAUAAAACAUCGUAAAGAAUACACAGUUUUAUCGAAUAUGAAUUAUAACAGAAAAAUUUAUUCAAUUAAUAGCAAAAUGCAAUGGACGCAUUUCGAUAUCACUCCUGAAAUUUCCACUUAUCAAGUGUAUUUUGCGGAUUUUCGUACGUCAGAUUUAUUCGUAGUGCAGAUACAACAACAAUCUCUCCGUUUAGACAAUUAUUCCAUUAUGAAGCCUCUUUCAUCAGAGAUCAACAUACCCUCCGAAAUUCAUUCCCUACUUUCUUUUUCCUAUUACACAAAAGGUCCUGCUAUAUUACGUAUGUUGCAACAUGUUCUCACUCAUGAAAUAUUUAGAAAAGGAAUUGAGAAAUUCCGUGAAACAAAAUCUGCAACACUCAAUAAUUUCUACAACAAUAUGCAGAUUGUCUAUGAUAGAGAAGAAGAAUUCAAUAUGAAAUAUUUUAUUAUAGAAGAUAUGAUAAAUUCUUGGGUGAUAAAUAAACAUUAUCCUGUAUUAAAAGUUACAAAUGAAAUUUCUAACUUGGAAAUAGAAAUAGAAAAUUACGACAGUUUAGAUCUAAAACAUUUGUGGUGGAUACCUAUAACAGUAACUAAGCAGACCAAACUCGAUUUUACAAUAUCCAAGAAUACAUAUUAUGAAGAAUGGAUAUCAAAUGAGUGGAUACAAAAAUAUUUUCGAAAAUCUCUUAACUUUUCUGUUGAAGAGGAUGAAUGGUACAUAAUUAAUUUACAACAAAUUGGAUAUUAUCGUGUUAAUUACGAACUCAAGAAUUGGCAAAAUAUUGCGAGAUAUCUGAAAUCUACGAAAUAUACAAACAUACAUGUUCUCAAUCGGGCUCAAAUUAUUGAUGAUGCAUAUUACUUCGUGAAGGCAGGCACACUUAAUUUUUCUAUAUUCUUGGAACUCACAGAAUAUUUAUCUCGAGAGACAGAUUAUAUCGCAUGGUAUCCUAUGUUUAAAGCUCUCGAAGACAUAUCAAGCAUUUUUCCAUUUCAAGAUAAAAAAUUUAAUGUUAUCAAGACGAAAAUCUUGAACAGUUUGAACGGACUUUUUCAAAACAUCAAUUAUGAUAAAAAACUUAACAAAAAAACUGACGAUUUAAUUGACUGCUUAAAACAAGAAGCUAAUAAAUGGGCAUGUGUUCUCAGUGCGUCAAAUUGCAUGAAAACAGCCGAAAUCAAAUUGCAUGAAUAUCUCACGAAUACUACAGAAAACAAGUAA
Camponotus floridanus (Florida carpenter ant) is the source of this 1398-nucleotide messenger RNA. RefSeq names its product thyrotropin-releasing hormone-degrading ectoenzyme-like. The transcript has 7 exons. Gene Ontology annotation, biological process: peptide catabolic process; proteolysis. Gene Ontology annotation, cellular component: cytoplasm. Gene Ontology annotation, molecular function: metalloaminopeptidase activity; zinc ion binding; peptide binding. The record is from RefSeq and is a predicted model, not a curated record. Bases 1 to 1398 code for a protein of 465 amino acids. Lineage: Eukaryota; Metazoa; Arthropoda; Insecta; Hymenoptera; Formicidae.